UAGCAUUGUUCGUUCAUCAGUUGGGGAAUUGCUGGUGGUUUCGUUUGGUAAGAGUAUUUAAAGAAAUGGCCUCAACCACUGAGAACCAUCACCACUGAGAAAGGCUAAAUUUUUACAGGCAAACAUGAGGAUUUUGGUAACUGGUGGUGCCGGUUUCAUUGGUUCUCACCUGGUUGACAGGCUAAUGCAGAAUGAGAAGAAUGAGGUGAUUGUUGCAGACAACUAUUUUACAGGAUCGAAAGAUAACCUCAAGCAAUGGAUCGGGCAUCCGAGAUUUGAGCUCAUACGUCAUGAUGUCACUGAGCCAUUGAUGGUUGAAGUUGACCGGAUUUAUCAUCUUGCAUGUCCCGCUUCCCCAAUUUUCUACAAAUACAAUCCUGUGAAGACAAUUAAGACAAAUGUAAUUGGGACACUUAACAUGUUGGGACUUGCAAAGAGAGUUGGUGCAAGGAUUCUGCUCACUUCAACUUCUGAGGUUUAUGGGGAUCCUCUUGUGAGAGCUAUUGGGGCAAUGUUAACCCAAUUGGAGUAAGGAGCUGCUAUGAUGAGGGAAAAAGAGUUGCUGAGACUUUGAUGUUUGAUUAUCACAGGCAACAUGGAAUAGAAAUCCGAAUUGCUAGAAUUGAUGAUGGACGUGUUGUUAGUAAUUUCCUUGCUCAGGCAAUUCGAGACGAGCCUUUGACUGUCCAGUUGCCCGGAACACAAACUCACAUGGUUGACGGGCUCAUUCGUCUUAUGGAGGGAGAACAUACCGGACCUAUUAACAUUGGGGAUCCAGGUGAAUUCACAAUGCUUGAACUGGCUGAUACUGUGAAAGAGAUGAUAAAUGAGGAGGUGAAGAUAAUAAAGGUGGAGAACACACCGGACGAUCCCCGGCAGAGGAAACCAGACAUCACAAAGGCCAAGGAGUUGCUCGGUUGGGAACCAAAGGUGAACUUGCGAGAUGGCAUUCCCCUCAUGGAAGAAGACUUCCGUGGCCGGCUUGGUAUCCCAAGAAAGACUU
This is a messenger RNA of Cuscuta epithymum, 1003 nucleotides long. The record is from the annotation of a GenBank genome assembly. Lineage: Eukaryota; Viridiplantae; Streptophyta; Magnoliopsida; Solanales; Convolvulaceae.